UUAAAAAAUAAAAACCAACCUGCCCAAAAAAACCAUUGAAAAUGACAAGUACAACCUUUUCCGUUUGCCAAUGGAAAAGUACAUAAAGUGAUUUCAGCUUACCAAUUUCAAGAAAAGAUCUCUGCUUAGCAAAGUAUACUUAGCUAUUCAUUCGGGAUAAAUGGGGAGUGAACCAGUGAAUGUGAAUGAGUUUCAAGAAUUGGCUAAGCAAGCACUUCCAAAAAUGUAUUAUGACUACUAUGCUGGAGGAGCCGAGGACCAACACACGCUCAAGGAGAAUGUGGAAGCAUUUCACAGGAUCACGAUCCGGCCUAGAAUUCUGGUAGAUGUGAGCCAAAUAGAUAUGUCAACUACUAUAUUGGGUUACAAAAUAUCUGCACCUAUUAUGAUUGCUCCUACAGCUAUGCAUAAGCUUGCAAAUCCUGAAGGUGAGGCUGCCACAGCCAGAGCUGCAGCUGUAUGCAACACAAUUAUGGUUUUAUCCUAUAUGUCUUCCUGCACAGUGGAGGAGGUUGCUUCCAGUUGCAAUGCUAUUCGAUUCUAUCAAUUAUAUGUCUACAAAAGGCGAGAUAUAUCAGCCCAGCUAGUGCAGAGAGCUGAAAGAAAUGGUUACAAGGCUAUUGUCCUAACUGUGGAUGCUCCCAGACUUGGUAGAAGAGAGGCAGACAUUAGAAACAAGAUGGUUGCACCACAGUUGAAGAAUUUUGAAGGUCUAAUAUCAACUGAAGUUGCCUCUAAUGAAGGUUCAAACCUAGAAGUUUUUGCCAAAGAGACUUUCGAUGCUUCCAUGUCUUGGAAGGAUAUAAGCUGGUUAAGAUCCAUUACAAGCUUGCCAAUUCUUAUUAAGGGGGUACUUACUCAUGAAGAUGCUAUAAAGGCAGUGGAAGUAGGUGUUGCCGGGAUUGUGGUCUCUAAUCAUGGAGCUCGCCAGCUAGAUUAUAGUCCAGCAACUAUCACUGUUCUGGAGGAGGUUGUUCAUGCCGUUGGAGGGAAAAUUCCUGUUCUGUUUGACGGGGGAGUACAGAGAGGAACAGAUGUUUUUAAGGCCUUGGCUCUUGGCGCACAAGCUGUUCUUGUUGGCAGGCCAGUUGUCUUUGGGCUGGCGGCAAAGGGAGAUUAUGGAGUGAGACGUGUAAUUGAAAUGCUGAAGAAUGAGCUUGAGCUGACUAUGGCUCUCUCUGGCUGUCCUAGUGUGAAGUGUAUUACCAGAAGCCAUGUGAGAACCGAGCGGGAGAGACUUCAAUCCAUGCUCUAGUCUUCUUCUGAAGCUGUAUCAAGUAUCUUCUAAAUGGUUUCAGAUGAUCAAUUUUACUAGAAUUUCUGUGAUUUAAAUUCUCUGGAAAAUGGUUGCAUCUAUUUUCGUCUCAGUUCAAAGUGUAUAUUUACUGCACCUAGUAGGCAUUAACGUUUCUGUUAUUUGCCUGUUAUAGUGAUUGGCGGGCAUAUUAGAUCUACUCUAGAAAAAGAGUCCCAUAAACAUUUGUUUAGAUUUCUCUGUAUUAGGUGGAAUAACACGAUUUUGACAUUUAAAUUUACAGUCCAAAAGAAAUUUAAUGGCUUUGUUUUUAUCUGACAAGAAA
Molecule: messenger RNA, 1580 nt
Organism: Ricinus communis (castor bean)
Lineage: Eukaryota; Viridiplantae; Streptophyta; Magnoliopsida; Malpighiales; Euphorbiaceae
Product: peroxisomal (S)-2-hydroxyacid oxidase GLO4
Exons: 13
Coding region: 161-1255 (364 amino acids)
Molecular function (GO): FMN binding; oxidoreductase activity
Source: RefSeq, a predicted model, not a curated record